AUGCGGGAAAUCCUGGGAUCCCAGGAAAUAUCCUGGUUUGUCCCAGAAUCCCGGGACGCUAAGAAACCCCCAAAACAGGAAACCCUAGUACUGACAGGGGCUGCCACCUGCUUCUAUGCCUUCAUUGGGUUCGACAUCAUCGCCACAACGGGGGAGGAGGCAGUGAACGCACGACGCUCCAUCCCGUACUCCAUCGUUAUAUCCCUCGUCAUCAUCCUCAUCGCCUAUGUCAGCUCCUCUGCCAUCCUCACACUUAUGGUACCCUACGAACAGAUUGACCCGGAUGCAGCGCUGGUGGAGGUGUUCGCGACGGUCGGCGCUCACAAGUGUAAAAACUUGGUAGCAGUGGGCGCCCUGGCCGGCCUCACAGUCUCCAUGUUCGGCUCCAUGUUCUCCCUGCCCAGGAUCGUCUAUGCCAUGGCCAAGGACGGACUUAUAUUUAAGAGCCUGGCCAACGUGUGGGUGGUGACGGGGACCCCGGCGGUGGCUACUGUGGUAUUCGGUCUGGGCGCCGCCUUCGCCGCUAUGUUCAUCUCCCUCACCGUACUGGUCGAGAUGAUGUCCAUCGGGACGCUGCUGGCCUACACGCUGGUGUCGACGUGCGUGUUGAUCCUGCGCUACCAGCCUCACUCCACCACCCUGCUAGAGAUGCUGCCAGAGAGCAUUCGUACACCCCUCGGGGGAACUCCUCUCCCAGGCUCCCCCACGCGCUCGCUUACUCACCAGGCCGAGAUGACCACUACCCUGGGAAUACGUACUGGAGUCACUGCCUCCACCAUCACGCCUCAGCACUUAACGGCGGCCCUGCAGCAGAAUGGUGGGGGGCGCAUCACUCCCUCUGGUCUCCCACUAGACCAGAAGAUUACCGUCAAGCGUGUGAUGAGGUCGUCUCCAGACUCUGAUGAUACGGGCAACACGGAGGAAGGCAGCGGUGAGUCGUGGCGGCGGGAGGACGACUACAUGGUGAGCGACAAGUGUGAGAACAAGUAUUACGGCGCCGUGCCAGUCUCCACCGGUCCUGCCAAGUGGUACGACAGAUACGUGGAGAUGGUGCAGCGGACGUUCCCUAGGUUCUUCCCCUGGGUGGAAGAAGGCCCAUGCACCGAGGAGACCGGCAGGCAGGUCAUGAAGCUGGUUGGGUUGUUGUACCUCAACGUUCUGAUCUUCGACCUCGUCCUGGUGUUCAGCCUGGGCGAGUUGGAGGUCCACUCCCCCGCCGCCUCCCUCUUCAGUAUAAUGCUCUUCCUCACCAUACUGCUCAUCCUCCUCCAGAUCUCCCGCAAGCCACAGAACAGGAGGUCGCUGCCGUUCCUUGCGCCAGGGCUGCCCUGGGUGCCGGCCGUCGCCAUCAUCAUCAACGUUUACCUCAUCUUCAAGCUCUCCAUCCUCACCCUUAUUCGCUUCGUUUUCUGGAUGACAAUUGGUUUCAUCAUCUACUUCUACUACGGGAUCAAGAAGAGCACGGUGGGGACAGGGGACGAUGGUGAGAUAGAACUACAUGUGACAUCAGACCCGUCCACCCAGCCCGGGACAAAUACUGUCACCCCUCCCACCGCCCACUCCCUCUCUCCUGCCACCGCACAGCCAGUCACAGUUCCCACUGCAGAUUUCUUGGCCUCUCCUACAGGCACCAGCCGUGGAGAACCCACCCCCAACCGCCCUUCAACCAACAAUGCUCCUCAACAGCCUGCACCUGCAAACAACAAGAUAUAUAUAUCAAGCAAUCCAUACAAUCCAUUCCGUUAAUCUGAGUGUAUAAUUGUUGUUGUUUUGUGUAAAGGAGUGCAACAGGCACAACGUACAGCCACCACUGCACCGGCCUCACGCUAGUAACCCCAGCCACCGAGGCUGGAGUGGUCUGCCGGAAAACGUAUUUACUAUCUGCUCUCACUAAAUUUAGUCUUUAUGAUCUUAUUUGACGCAUCAUACAAGGUUAUAUCUAUAAAGAUGAUCCUCUAGGGGAGACUGGACGACGCUGAAUACUCAUACAUCUAACCUGUUGUUUUAGACGAAACUCAUUACAACUUGCUGGUGUCUUAAUUAAAAAAAAAAAUACUACCAACCUUUGCACUGUUUGUCCUCUAAUCUGGAGGAUUGGUAUCUCCAUCCAUUAAUAAGAAACAUGAGACAAUGUGGCAUGCCGGUCGAAAUCAAAGUGCCCCAUCCUUGCUGUUCACUGCUGUGUCCAGAACUACCCGUGUGGGAGAUCAAGGCUACACCUUGCCGGCAGACCACAACCCAAGCUUGGGCAGGCCAGCAGCGGCAGGGCAAGGAGCAGUUUCGCUGGCCUCGGGAACCUGCCACUUAGUAAUUCUCUGCUGCUAGUAUCAGAUCUCUGGCCUGAGACCCUCAGUACUCAUCCAGAAGAGUUACAAGAGCGAAGAGUCUCAUUUCCAGUUGAGCAAAGUUAUAAAACUUGUUAUAAAUAGCAGAUGAACCAUUGCCUGUCAACCGUCCACGGUGCGUGACGUAUAUUGUCUGGUUAUUUUAAGGUCUAUAACAAACUUAGUGAUUUAAAACAAUCAUAAAAGCCUUAUUCAGUCUUCGAUAAAACUUGCUUAACGGAAGUGGAUGUGCACACAAUAUUACAUAUCUUGUACGAUCAACAAGUCAUACCCGACCCGCUAGCCAGGCAGCUGUGGCCGUACGUUCUUGUCACUCCAUUGAUCUUUUAACAUUCAUGUUAUUGUCUAGUGUGUAAGUUGAUAUGUGACUUGACAAAUGACUUCAAAAAUACAGUUUAAAAAUACGUAGGUAAGACCUGGCAAGCCUUGUAACCUCGUCGUACAGUAGUUACCGCUAGCGUAGGUUGUAGUGUUGACAGGAAGAGUCUUGGUGUCGUGCGAGAAGCCGCCUGGUGACGCCUUAUCACACUGCCCAUCUUACUCACCACUGGCAAAAAGUAUUACUUUCUGGCAACAGUUAAAGUUGCUUAGAAUAUACCCCAAUCACCUUAAAUGUCCUUGUCAUUGAAAUUCAGGCAGUCUUGUUAACUUUGAACGUUAAGUUUAUGAUUUUGAGCAAGAACUCGUAUAGACUUAGAUUUGUAUAAUGAUUAUUUAAUAAGUUUGUUAUGUAUAGACGAUGUUGCUUUUAUCUGAGAGUAGUAUUACUUGAGGAAAGCUUACUAACUUCUUUUAUGGCUACAUAAUAGUUUACAAACAGUAGGUGCCGCAUACGUAAGGGGGUGAGAGGCAGCUAAUGGAAGCUCCACGUCAUUCCUAAUUGUUGCUCGUGGUUAUAGACGUCUAAGUUACAGAUAAUUAGUAUGAAUUACAUAAAAUAUUGGGUUUUAAUAGGAUGCAAGUUACUUCAUUUUUGCCUGCCAACAAUUUGUUACAUACAGAUAAAAAUAAAAAUCGUUUGGAAAA
Messenger RNA from Homarus americanus (American lobster), 3371 nucleotides. RefSeq names its product probable cationic amino acid transporter. The record is from RefSeq and is a predicted model, not a curated record. Gene Ontology annotation, molecular function: amino acid transmembrane transporter activity. The transcript is spliced from 11 exons. Bases 1 to 1746 code for a protein of 581 amino acids. NCBI's taxonomy places the organism in Eukaryota, Metazoa, Arthropoda, Malacostraca, Decapoda, Nephropidae. Gene Ontology annotation, cellular component: plasma membrane. Gene Ontology annotation, biological process: amino acid transport; transmembrane transport.